AUGAGUGGUUUGAAGGCGGGGACCGGGAACGUGUUCUGGGACUUGAAGUGAUCCAAUCUUUGUCCACCGGGCGCAAAAACCAAAGGAUACAAUUUCGAAAUGUUCACAUUCAAACGACCCACCUAUUGCUCGAUUUGUAACAAAUUACUGCAGGGCAUCUUCUAUCAAGGCUACCGAUGUCGUGAAACUGGACUAGUCGCACACAAAGCCUGCCUGGCCUCCAACAAUUUACCCGUUCGGAUGAGCCCCGGGGUUCACAUGAACGGAGUUGGACCCCAAGCACCUCCACUACCUCCUCAGGGCGCUAACAACUCAUGGCGCAGUCGUCGUUCUCAUCUUACUGCGAGCAGUAUUCCAUCCACCCCCGUGGCCACGGCACUGACUCGCGGGUCCAGUUCAGCAUCCACACUGAGUUCCAUGCUCUCCCAUUCCGAUUCAUUCGAUUUCUCCCAAAUCACCGAUGCCAUGUCCUCGGUGAAUCAGUGGUUGGCGACCGAUCCGGCCCAGUCGAACGUGCACCGCUGCCGUCGCAUCUCAGCUGGAUUGAGUGCCACAUUCGGACAUACCUCAUCCCAUUUGGUGGUCGUUGCUCGUCGACAUUAUCGUGGUGAACCGGCACCGCCGUUUGGCGGUCCUCCACUGUUCAUUGUCCCCGGUGACCUAGUUGAACUUGUCAGUUGGGCGGAUGAUGCCAUCUGGUGGAAGGCCACAUUCGCUGACAUGGGUCAGUUGAGUCGCCUAUCCGGUCAACUCGGUCCACCCUCACCUCCGACCCGUUCCCCGGGAACUCCAACUGCAUUCAAUCAUGGUUUGAAUAGUUGCAAUCGACACAGUUUACCCCCGGACUGCACGGAUGCGAAUGGACUCCGACCGGAUGGAUCAAAAGAUGCCUGGCAUUUGCUCGAAGCGGAUCAAAUUUCCCGAGUCGAGAGUGGCCCAGGCACACCGCGGCACUCACUGGAUAUACCGGAUCCGCUCACUAGUUACGAUUGGUAUGUGAAUCUGAUUUACCGCGCAUAUAUUCCCCGUAUUGUUAACUAUCUACUCGUCUUGAUGACUGGCUCCUUUACUCCUUCAAUUCAUAUAACGUGGUAA
Molecule: messenger RNA, 1095 nt
Organism: Echinostoma caproni
Lineage: Eukaryota; Metazoa; Platyhelminthes; Trematoda; Plagiorchiida; Echinostomatidae
Source: the annotation of a GenBank genome assembly